Messenger RNA from Hippocampus comes (tiger tail seahorse), 1901 nucleotides. Its product is annotated as tektin-2-like. The record is from RefSeq and is a predicted model, not a curated record. Gene Ontology annotation, cellular component: nucleus; microtubule cytoskeleton. The coding region runs from base 1005 to 1901 and encodes 298 amino acids. The transcript has 7 exons. Gene Ontology annotation, biological process: cilium movement involved in cell motility; cilium assembly. NCBI's taxonomy places the organism in Eukaryota, Metazoa, Chordata, Actinopteri, Syngnathiformes, Syngnathidae.
UAAGUGAGACAAUGUGCUGAUUUGUAAUUGUAUUGAAUACAACUCUUUAUUUGACUGUAAUUUAUAAUCCUGCCAGUCUUCUCAACUUCUCAGCCUUCUUGGUGUUAAUUCUGUUUCUGAAGCUAUCAAAUGAAAUAGGAAGUACCACUUACUUUUUUUUGUCCUUUUAAUUUAUAAACCUUGUCCAAAGUCAUCAGCACAUUUAAUUAUUCUUUUCAGCCAGUUAAUCAGUCAUACAAUUGUGAUGGUGUUGGUUUUAUUUUAGCGCAAGACCUAAACAAGGAGUAAACCUAGCUCAGGUAAUUGGGGUAGUGCACUGGCAUCUGGUUCCCAGAUUUUACAUAUAGAUUUUAUUUUUGGAUUUUUUUUUUUUUUUGGUCUGCAAGUGCAAUGGACAGAUAGUUAAGACACUUGCAUUGUGUGAAUCGGUUUUAUUGGGCAUCACAUGUCGUAGGUUAGUGUAGUUUUCUUUCUGUGUCAUUGAGGUUAAUGAAUGUGGGGGUUUGUUUGGAGACCCGCCUGUUUGGCCUCACGGGCAUUUUUGUCUGUGUUGCUCCCCCACUAAUCAAAUACGCAGCAAUGCUUGGGACCUUUGUGGCAAAUCGAAGGCAAUAAACUAUGAGCAUGAAUGAACUGAUAAUAUCUGAGGUGUGACGUGAGUGAUCAUGGUCAUUUUUUCCCCUCAAUAGCAUGGAACAGUAACUACGAGCAUGGCAAGAUGUGAUGCUACAAUAAAAAGAGCAGAUUGCAUUUAAGAAUGUCGUGUAUCGCAAACCAACCCGAACAAUCAAAAGUUUUAAUGCUACAAUUUAAUAUGUUGUAUUUGUUUGAAUUUUUUUUUGUUUGACAUGACAUCAAAUGCCCCAAACCGAAUUCUGUGACGUCCUGUUUUCAGAGGGCACGCGUCACUUUUGUUUCCGUCUGGUAUUGUGUUGCCUAGUGAUCAACCUAGCCGUCGCUAUGGAAACUUGCAGCAACAACCAGCACGCGCUAACUCGCUGGCCAUGAUGGAACGAAGUACAAUGACCAAACAUCCGGAGAAGCCCAUCGUACACUACGGUGUUCCAGAGUGGUGCAACAACAACGAGCAGCUGUCUGCCACCGCAGAGCUCGAGCGAUAUCUUUCCAAUGUAAUCCGCCAAGAGAGCAGGACACUCCGCAAUGACACCAACUGUAAGGUGGGUCCUCGUUGCCGUCAAAUAAACACGCUGUGCACCGAGUGUGUUGGUUUUCACUUCUUGUCCUAUACUGUUACCCCACAGACAAACUGGGAUGAAAGCGAUACCUCCCGUAUGUUGAGGGAUCGGGUGUGGGAGGUUUCAAGAUGUAAGGAUCUGCUCGUAUCCUGCGCAAAGAAAGUUGAUGAUGAGAUUGAAGCACUGACAUUGUCGAAAACCCGGACCGAGGAGACCUUGGCUGCCACGGCAGUUCCCCACGAGGUCAGCAUGGAGAGCCUGACCCUGAGGGAGGGACGGCAAGGAUUUGAGCUGAUCAACGACCCCGUGGAAAAGGAGUUAAAAAAAGAGGUGCAUGUCAUCGAAAGAGCGCAGCAAACCCUGCAGCAACUCAUCGACCAGGCGUUUGAACAGCUCUGUAUCUUGCAGAAAAUUCGACAGCAGCUGACCGCUGACCUCCAGAACAAGGUGGAAACUCUGGAUAUUGAUAAUACAUGUCUGGAGCUUACAAUAACGUCAUCCCAGAUUUCCCUGAAACCGGAUCCUACUCGAAUACCUGCAGGUUCGUGUACGCCGCACGAGUGGAUCCAGUUCACCCAGUUGAAUUUGGCUCGGGCCCGUGAAGCAAUGGAGAUGUCCGAGCAGAUGAGGGAGGACAUGAGUCUCACCCGAGUCAGCGUACGUGUGAUGAAACCACAGCCGUCUGCUCACCGCGUGCAACAUUAG